GCAGCCGUGAAGCAGCCUUCGUCUACGCCAUUUCCUCGGCAGGAGUGGUGUAUGCGCUCACUCGAGCCUGCAGCCAGGGGGAGCUGAAGACGUGCAACUGUGACCCACACAAACGAGGACGAGCUAGCGACGAGAGAGGAGAGUUUGACUGGGGUGGCUGUAGUGACAACAUCAACUACGGCAUAAAGUUCGCAAAGGCCUUCAUAGAUGCCAAAGAAAGAACUGUCCGUGACGCCCGGGCACUCAUGAACCUGCACAACAACCGCUGCGGCAGAACAGCAGUGAAGCGUUUCAUGAAGCUGGAAUGUAAAUGUCACGGAGUGAGCGGCUCUUGCACGUUGCGGACAUGUUGGAUGGCCAUGUCCGACUUCAGGAAGACCGGCGACUACCUGCGCAGGAAAUACAACGGGGCCAUUGAGGUGACGAUGAAUCAGGACGGGACGGGUUUCGCUGUAGCCAACAAAGCCUUUAGAAAGGCCACCAAAAACGACCUGGUCUACUUUGAGAACUCUCCGGAUUAUUGCCUGCAGGACAAAGCAGCAGGUUCCUUGGGCACAGCCGGACGGGUCUGCAACAAGACAUCACGUGGCACGGACGGCUGUGAGGUCAUGUGCUGCGGGCGCGGCUACGACACCACGCGAGUCAAGCAAAUCACAAAGUGCGAGUGCAAGUUCAAAUGGUGCUGCGCGGUGGAGUGUAAGGACUGUGAGGAAGCUGUGGACAUACACACAUGCAAGGCCCCCAAACGAGCAGAAUGGUUGGACCAGACCUGAGGACGAAGCCCCUCCUGCUCCCCGCAAUGCAACCCCACCCCUUUCCCCCCUCGCAGGACAUCCUGUGAAACAUGGCAUUCUGGGAAAGUUUAUCCAAAAGUGCUCUGCAUCUCCGCCCUCCCGUUCCCCCCCCCACCUCGACUCAUUGCAUGGCUUUUCUACCUGUCUCUGUGAAAGCACUAGAAUUCAGUACCCAUCAAUAUGAAUUACUACCAAUUAGCUCCUGUUUGUGAGCGGCCCUGUGACUGAACUGCUGGGAUCAGACGAACAGUGACACCAGUGACACCACUCUGGGGUUUGAGGUGGAUUCAGCUUUUAUCAAAGAUUCAGUCCAGACGGCCUUUUUCUAGCGCGUGGUUGUGGGUUAAAAAUGGUUUGCUGCUUUCAUGAUGCUUAAAAGACAAGUUUUUACAUUAACUGAGCCUUCAAACAUAUCCAGUAUUAUUACAACAACAUCAUAUACUCACAUAAUUUUGUUUCAUUUUUUGGGGGGAAAUACACUUUUAUCUACCAAAACGAAUACAUGGUUGGACUUUGGGAAGGAGCUUGGUAAGUGCAAUUUGAGAAGUGGACAUCUAAGCAUAAGUUUGGCUGUGUGCAGCCAAACAGUCCUGGCAGAGGACUAUCAGAGGAAAGGGAGAUGGACACCAGAUGAAUAAAUGGACGGAUGCGUCAUUGGAACUUUGAAUAUAACUGUAAAAAAAAACAAAAAAAACAAAAAAAAACAAAAAAGGAAAGCUGUUUAAAGUGAUUUAUUUAAAUUGUAAAGUGUUGUUUCAUUUCUCAUCUGUGGAUGAGACUGCACUACAUUGGCUGACACGAGGAGAGAGAAGAGCACUCCCAUUACUGUGAUUUUAUUCUAGUUUUCAGUGUGUAAGACGACGAACUGCUGCUGAGAAGACGACAAAAGAAAACUAAGGCCUUGAUGGUCAUCUAGUCAAACAUAACCACGACAUCCGACAGGUUUCACUUCUCUGCUCUCCAGCUUGCUUGUAUAACAUUGUGUAUAUUGCCUUAUCUAAACAGAUGUUCAUAUGAAAUAUAUGGUGCAUUAGUAUGACA
Stegastes partitus (bicolor damselfish) is the source of this 1835-nucleotide messenger RNA. Its product is annotated as protein Wnt-2b. Gene Ontology annotation, biological process: multicellular organism development; neuron differentiation; cell fate commitment. Lineage: Eukaryota; Metazoa; Chordata; Actinopteri; Pomacentridae. The record is from RefSeq and is a predicted model, not a curated record. Gene Ontology annotation, cellular component: extracellular region. Gene Ontology annotation, molecular function: frizzled binding; cytokine activity. The annotation marks the transcript as partial. The transcript has 3 exons.